AUGACCAAAAAUUCUCCGGCUGGGCACCCACCUUCUUGGCGAAGCCAUUUUCGCUGGACUCAAAGUACAAGGGUAGUGCCAAUGUGUACCUGCAGAACAUUGGGCCGUCCUUUAAAAUUUUCAAAAACGGAGUGGAGGCCAUUCCUCCGGCUAAAUUACCCCUGUUUGAGACUACAGUCGAUUCGUACAAUAGUAAAGGCUCCACAUGCGCAAAGAGGAAUAAACAAGGCAUCAGUAUCGACACUUAUUAUUAUUAAUGCUGGUGGAGCUCUUACAAUCCGUGCCGGGACAAGUGGGGAUACUGUGAUUACUGCAGAUUUGAACGACGUACCUCUUGUUAAUUUCAAGACGGGGAUAGACAUGGACGAGGCCCAGGAGUUGGAGGGAGGAGGCAUUCCACGUCUGCCAACGCCAGAGCCAGGGGAUAAACCGAAGCCGAAGCACAGCCAAAGCCAAAACCAAAACCCAAGCCGAAGCCCACGAAAAGUGGCCGCGGAUGGUGCCCGAUAUAGAUCGUGUCCCAAUACUACCAAAAAGUGCAUUGCGCACGGCCAGUACCCAAUUGGAACAAAGGUAUACAUAAGCUGCAAAGGCAAGGGAAAAAGUAUCCAUGGCUAUGACUGGUGGGACAAAACAAAGCAGAAAAAUCAUGCAGAGAUAAACUCCCUACUUGUUGAAUGGAGUCAUAUCUUAUAGGUUUCCUUUCCUUCUAAGCCGUCCAAACGGGGGGGAAUGGUUAUUUGGAUAAGAUGAUCGCGCACUAAAUGUGUACGUGAGGAGGGUGUCAGUUCUGCACAUACCAAGCCAAUUCCACAAUGCUGUCCUUUUUUGUGUUUUCUUAUUGAGUACAUGUUAUGUAUUUACCUUCUUUUCACUCCUUAAAACUACUUCUUGCCUACGAAUGGGCUGAAUAAUAUAUUUCCCCCCCCCCCCCCCCCCUCUUUUUUAUUUUUAUUUUUAAUUUUUAUUUUUAAUUUUUUUUAAUUUUUUAUAUUUUUUCACUUGAGAGCGUAGUGGCUAUCUAUUCAAAUGGUGAUGAUCAAAAUCCAAUAGUGAAGAUUGGUGAGAUCUAGUCAUACAAACUAAUACAUUUGCUUAAAGUAGAUUUUCAGAGGGUGACUCGCAUGAAGGAAAGGGGGAAAAUCAAAUGGAUGAAUUCGGCUGAAAAGGUGAAUCACAAGCAUUGAGAGCAAGUGCACAACCAACUCUCCAAGGGUAUCAUAUAUCAUAUCCAUUGCGCGCAACAUAGAGACAUAAAUUAAAAAAGUGAAUAACACAAGCCUGUGCUUUUACUUGAGUGUAUUAAAAAGGGGGAUCAAAACCUGUCAAACCAAAUCACAGAAAGCCAUUCAUUCCUCAGCAUGCCGCAUACCCAACAUCACCAAACGACAGCACAAAUUCUAAAUAUUCUUCCUCCCCUUCUUCAGCCUCCCAAUGGGCAUGUCCCCCCUGCGCCACAAACGAAAUAUGCCCUACCUGCUCCUCAGACCGUACAUCACCCAGCAUCACCCUGACAUCCCUCAGCUGGCGCGUUCCAGCGCAUCCUGGAACGAGCCCGCAGACACCGGCGCGUGUGGGUUAUCCCGCGUGUAUGACGAGACAAAGCCUAGGAUAUCUGGCGCGAGCGUGAUGCGCUUUAGCACGACGCUGGCUAGCGCUAGGAUCUGUAGCACGAGGGAAGAUGAUGAGGAACACGGCGAGCCAGGAGCGGUCGCACUUGUACACCUCGCCAACGUAUCUGAAGCCGCGGGCUUCCACGGGCACGAAGCAAUACAGCGGUAGGGCCUCGGUAGAGCAAUCACCCAUUGCUUCGUACGUGGCCGGAUCCUUGGGCAGCGGGGUGCCGCGGUAGAUGGUUGCAAAGCUGGCUGGCCGGGAGGAGUUGAGGCCUACUUCCAUGCGUGCGGAGAGGACUUUUGGAUCCAGUUUCCACAGGUCCAUGUCGAUGCGGCCGCCGCGGAGGAGGGAGGUGUCGUUCAUCCAGCGCUCGGUGAGUGUGGCGGAGUAGAGGUAGUUGGUCGAUGUGUCGCGGUCGGUUGCCGUGGGGAGGAAAUAGAAGGUGAAAUUUAUGUAGUGAGUUAGGGACUUGUAAUUUUCGACUCGCUAUGAGGGGCGCAUGGCUUGCACGCGGCAGGAUUCAGAUUGGCAUUCGACUCGAGAGUCGACUGAGAGGUUGCCGAGGGUGCAGUUUGCCAGUCCCCAGGUGUGAUUGCAGCCAUGCUGGGUUCUGGAUCCGAACAUGAAUUUGGCGCAGGAGGAUAUGUCGCCGCCAACCCCAUCGGUCAUUGCUGGGAAUUCAUCAACAAGAUAAUGUAGCGAGAUCUUCUUUUUCCGCGAGGAUGUUGUUCAAACACUGGACAUCAAAGUGAUGUGAUGUUCGGUGAACGUCACGUUCCUUCAGCCACGGGCCUUCCGACAGGAAGACCUGGAGAGAGGUAAAUUGUACAGCAGAAUUCCAGUCUACCAUGCGCCAAUCGCUGUCGUUCUCACCCGGCUUCAACGAACUUAUAUCCGGAAUUUUGACAUUACCCCAAAGGCCCAUGCCGGUUCCCGCAAUGGUUUCAGAGGCCAUCAACGAUGAUGUGUAGAGGGAUGCUACUAGAUCUCCCCCGGUUUGUAUGGAACUAGUCCCAAUCAGCGAGGUAUCAUGGAUUGAAAGGGGAGAUAUAUACCAGUUGGUAGCAUUAUAGGCUAUUUGCCUUUUGUCAGCAUAAAGUCAAGAUGCAGGAACAAAAUGUGAAGCAUGUCGUACCCCAAGCCUUAUUCCUCUCUCCGCCCUAAAGGUGCCAUAUAUUCGAAAGAAGUAGCCGACCAGAGCUGCGAAAAUAAUCGGGAAAAUCGUGGGAGUCAACGUCGUGGCCAAUAUGAUUCGAUCACCACGCUUGCUCCUCGUGUCCCCGUCUAUCGAAGCCGCUUAGAUUGCAAUGACUAUUUCUCAUUGUCAGACCAAAAGAUCGGGGACAGGUAAAGAUUGGAAGGAAUAAGAGAACAAAUGAUGGAUGAACAAUUAAAAAUAAAUAAAAUAAAAAUGGACAUCUUAUGAUCUGU
Blastomyces gilchristii SLH14081 is the source of this 3048-nucleotide messenger RNA. RefSeq lists its product as uncharacterized. Lineage: Eukaryota; Fungi; Ascomycota; Eurotiomycetes; Onygenales; Ajellomycetaceae. The transcript is spliced from 4 exons. The record is from RefSeq and is a predicted model, not a curated record. The coding region runs from base 1 to 696 and encodes 231 amino acids.